Phycodurus eques (leafy seadragon) is the source of this 1683-nucleotide messenger RNA. It is a transcript of the gene gpr61l, whose product is annotated as G protein-coupled receptor 61-like. Gene Ontology annotation, biological process: G protein-coupled receptor signaling pathway. Bases 357 to 1649 code for a protein of 430 amino acids. Gene Ontology annotation, cellular component: endosome; plasma membrane; signaling receptor complex. The transcript has 2 exons. Gene Ontology annotation, molecular function: G protein-coupled receptor activity. NCBI's taxonomy places the organism in Eukaryota, Metazoa, Chordata, Actinopteri, Syngnathiformes, Syngnathidae. The record is from RefSeq and is a predicted model, not a curated record.
CAACCCUACUGUAGCAGGGCAGAAAAGAGGGACGAAGCAUCAGAAAUCAGAAUGGAGUCAGACAUCAACUGCUGCUUAACUGGAAAUAUCUGGACCUCAUGAGGCUGUCAUCAACCUGUUGUAUUGGGUCAAACAUCUGCAAGAGCAUGGAUCUUCACCUAGGAUGCUGAGCAAUUUACUUUACACAAAGGGAUUUACCCCAAGAGCUUGACUGUCCGACUUAAUUAUGUGGAAUUUCUAGAUGCAACAACUCCCAAUUCUGAUUUGACCUGAGCUGUAAGAGCGCACAAGAAGAUCAUGGGACAUCCAGCCAUAAAGACAUCUCCGAUACAAACCGAUCCAGUUAUGCAAGAAUAAUGGCCGUGAAGUUUGAUCCCAUGGUUUCCUCUCUCUCAAAUCAGCCAGAGCCAAAUCUUACAACUGUCCCAUGGGAGCAACAUCCAACAGUUCCUUCCGACGUGGGUGUGGUCACAAGCUCCCAGUCGCAGCUGAAAGACCUUUUUGGCUUGUUUUGCAUGGUGACGCUGAACCUAAUUGCUUUGUUGGGCAACAUUGGAGUGAUGGUGGCCAUUGCUCGUGCUCCGCACCUGAAAAGGUUUGCUUUCGUAUGCCACCUUUGCGCUGUGGACCUGCUAUGCGCCAUUCUCCUCAUGCCCCUGGGGAUCAUAUCUAGCUCGCCCUUUUUCGGCACCGUCGUGUUCACUGUUCUGGAGUGUCAGGUUUACCUCUUCCUCAAUGUAUUUCUCAUCUGUUUAUCCAUUCUUACUAUCACGGCCAUCAGCGUGGAGCGCUACUUCUACAUUGUCCACCCAAUGCGUUAUGAAGUCAAGAUGACCAUCAAUUUAGCUAUCGGUGUCAUGCUCCUUAUCUGGCUCAAGUCAGUUCUCUUGGCUUUGUUCACUCUGUUUGGAUGGCCGGCAUAUGGAAACCAAAGCUCAAUUGCUGCAGCCCACUGCUCUCUCCAUGCAAGCCACAGCCGCCUUAGGGGAGUAUUUGCAGUGCUCUACAGUGUUCUCUGUUUCCUGCUUCCUUCAGUGAUUAUCUUUGCCGUUUACUGCGCCGUGUACAAGGUCGCUCGUUCGGCUGCCUUGCAACAAGUGCCGACUGUCUCCACAUGGGCCAAUGAAAACCCGGAUAAGAAUCGGUCUGACUCUAUCAGCAGCCAGACCACCAUGAUCAACACCAACCGUUCUCUGCCCCAGAGACUUUCACCAAAGAGGGCGUUCAGCGGGGGCAAGGCAGCCCUCACCUUGGUAUUCAUUGUGGGUCAGUUCUUGAUUUGCUGGCUGCCCUACUUCAUCUUCCACCUGCAAAUGUCUCUGACUGGCUCCAUGCACAGCCCGGGAGACUUAGAAGAGGCCGUCAACUGGCUCGCUUUCUCCUCAUUUGCAGUGAACCCGUUUUUCUAUGGUUUGCUGAACAGGCAGAUCAGAGAAGAACUGGUCAAGUUUCGCCGCUGCUGCCUGACCCAGCUUGUGGAUUUAGGUGUUUCCAGCCACGAGGGCUCCCUGCAAGAGAACUUCCUCCAAUUCAUCCAGAGAACCAGCAGCACAGCAGAAACCCGCUCCAGCAGUGUCAACACCAGUCCCAAAAACACUAUGGACCACAGGGUUAAGAUCCCUGGGCAAAUACCAGAAGUUCACAAUUAGGUCUAAUGUUUGGAUGUUACAUUUUUCUAUACUU